GGUUGAUAUCCUCUGGAUGUUGGCUUGCACGUCGAGUGCGUUCGGCUGACCGUACGCGUGCUAGCUUCAAAUGGACGUUUGAUUUAAUAGGCAUAUUCUCACCAUUGUUUACACGUGUGUGCUCACCAGAGACAGAUGAGUGUCAACGGGCGAACAUGUGUGUGUGUUUGAAUGGGAGCCAGGAAAAGGGGAAGGGCCUCGAGUGAACGGACAAAAACAGCUGCUCUUGUGUGCUCGAGAAACUUCAGCCAGAAAGAGGGAAAGGAAGGAGAGGACCAACCGGGUCCAGAUCUCUAUAUGGGUUGCGCCCUGAGUGCGGAUAGCUGCGGGGACGAGCCUGAUCCGGUACCCGUAAGAGGGUCUGUGAGGAGGGAGAGAGCAGAAUCGAAAGGGAGCAUGAGAUUGACCAAGGCGGGAAAGGGCGAGCCCCACGUCUUUAAAGAGAAGACGUUCAAAAAGAAGCGCCAGUGUGGGGUAUGCAGGCAAAGCGUGGAGAAUUUGGGCUCCUUUUGUCGAGUCUGCAAAACAGCCACACAUAAGAAAUGCGAAGCCAAGAUCAACACAGCCUGUGUCCCCGCACAAUCCUCAGAAUUGCGGAGGGGUACGUCCUCCUCUAGACACAUUCAGCAUCUGGGCUCGACCAAGUCUCUGACGUACACCAAGCAGAGAAACACUCUCCCGAGGAGUUUCAGUGUUGACCGGGUGAUGGACAGAGUGAUGGAGAGACACUAUGAUUUCGACCUCACCUACAUCACAGAGCGGAUCAUCUCUGUGUUUUUCCCCCCUCUGCUGGAAGAGCAGAGGUACCGCCUCAAUCUCAGAGAGGUGGCGUCCAUGCUCAAAUCAAAACACCAGGACAAGUUUUUGUUAUUCAAUCUGUCCGAGAGAAGACAUGACAUCACUCGUUUAAACCUGAAGGUUCAUGACUUCGGUUGGCCAGACAUGCACGCCCCUCCGCUCGAUAAGAUCUGCGCGAUGUGCAAAGCUAUGGAGACCUGGCUGAACUCCGACCCCCAGCAUGUGGUCGUCCUGCACUGCAAGGGCAAUAAAGGAAAGACAGGAGUUAUUAUUGCUGCCUACAUGCAUUACAGUAAAAUAUCAGCAGGGGCAGAUCAGGCUCUCAGCACGCUGGCCAUGAGGAAGUUUUGUGAAGAUAAAGUGUCAUCUUCUCUGCAACCCUCUCAGAACAGGUAUAUCUACUACUUUGGAGGGCUUCUCUCAGGGGCCAUCAAAAUGAACAGCAGUCCUCUCUUUCUCCAUCAGGUCCUAAUUCCGACCAUCCCAAACUUUCAAGAAGAUGGAGGUUUCUUCCCUUUUCUGAAGAUCUAUCAGUCCAUGCAACUCGUCUACACAUCUGGCAUAUAUGAUUUGCAGGGUUCUGGAAGCCGAAAGCUGAUUGUUACUAUUGAGCCGGCACUCCUGUUAAAAGGAGACAUUAUGGUAAAAUGUUAUCACAGACGUGUUCAGGCUGCUGAGAGGGACACAGUUUUUCGACUUCAGUUCCACACAUGCACCAUACACGGAGCUCAGCUCUGGUUUGGCAAAAGCGAGCUGGACGAAGCCUGUUCAGAUGAUAGAUUUCCUUCUGAUGCCAUAGUGGAGUUUGUGUUUUCAUCUGGACCAGAGAAGAUCAAAGGUAGAGCGAGCCAGAGGAAUGAUCCAUCUGUGAGUGUGGACUACAACACAAAUGACCCUGUGGUGCGCUGGGACUCUUAUGAGAACUUCAAUCAAAGACACCAGGACAGCCUAGAUGAUAUCGCACACACCAAAGGACCUCUUGACGGGAGCCUGUACGCCCAGAUCAAAAAGCGUCGAGCUGCUGGCUCCACCUCCCUUCCCUCCCCCAAUGGGAGCCCCACAAGAACCUCAGAGGAGCGGCCCAGUCACCUUCUGUCUGUCAGCACUGAUUCUGGACACUCAUCUGUCCCUCCUGACCGCCUCGAUGAACCAACUCGACCGGCUCCGCCUACACAGCAGGAGAGGGAGGAGCUCGAGCGCCUACUGGGUGGAAUUGAAGGUGACGGUGUAGUAAGGGAUCGUGACCGAGAGACGGCCAUUUUGGAUGAUGGUGACUCCUUGCCUUCUGAACGGACUGGAUCAUUAAGGUUAAACCGUUCAUGUUCGUGUCGGGUGGGCUAUCGUUCCCAGCGUUGCGUGGAGCCUGGUUGCGAUGGACUUCACCAUUUAUCCAAUGGAUACUGCCUCGAUCGUCCCACCACCACCAAUGGACACACUGGGACGUCCUCUCCAAGUAUGUCAUCCGUCAUAGGGCUUUGCCAACACCACAGUGCUCAUCCUCUCCAGUCGCUGCCACCUCCAGACCUUCUCUGGGACCGCCAACAAGGUCCACAACACUACCUUCAUCGCACUUGCUCAGAGGGUCCCUCACGUCACCUCUGUCCAUAUCCUUCCCAAGACAUCGGCCCACAUCCACAUAGUAUGUCUCCCAAUGGCCGACUGCUUUGCAGGGCUGAUGACUACAUUCCAUACCCUCAGCACCACUACAACCAUCCACACCAUCCCAAACCCACUGGCCCCUACAAUGAUGUCAUGAUGCUGGAUGGCCUUGUGACCCCUGGUUGCCCCUGUCGGGAUUGCUGUCUUCGCCGGGAAGAGUUCCACGCCCUCCGAUUGGACAGAGAGGAGGGACUGCACUGGGAGAGGGAAGCAGAGCUCCACCGGGAUGCUAGUUUAAGGCGAGGCAGAGAGUCUGACAUCCCGAGAGGGGCGGAGUUAUGGGACCGCGAGGCAGGGCUAAGGAGGGGCCGAGAAAUGCCACUCCACUGGGACAGAGAUAGAGAAGCAGAGCUACAAUGGGAGAGAGAACGAGAGGCAGAAUAUUGGCACAGAAGGGCCACGGUAUCCCCCUAUGGGCCCCACGGUCACGACUUACCGGCGUUUAACUUCGAUCCCCUCCCCGCUGGCCACCCCGCAUACCCAGAACCCUCCCGGUCUCACUCACACGCCCAUCUGGACCUCAAAUACAGCAGCAGCUCCAGUGGGUACCAGACAGCGCACCCGACAUGCCCCUGUUCACCCUACCAGCCGUCACCUUCCGAGAGCCGUGGAUAUGCAUCAGGUUAUCAGUCCGAGUCUACGUCACCCCUGCCCCCUACCUCUGCCGCUUGCCCUGGUCCAACACACCACGCCAGCGGACCUACAGUCAACCAGACGGACCCACACCCUCAACAAUACACUUCUGACACAAAUACAGAUUGCACUGGUGCAGAUAGCAUAGGCUGGCGUAGUCACGUUACCCAUGGUUCUCUGCGGCGGACACAUCAGGAUCCACAUGCUACAUGUUCCACACCCUCAGAGGUUUCAGGACCCCCAACACCAGUCCACACCAGCAGCCCAUUACGAACCCAGGAGAGCCCUGGCCGUGUCCGUGAGUAUGAUGUCAGAGAAGUGAAAAUCGAAAGCAAUUCGUCCCACCCUCAAAACAGGCCACACCCACCCGACCAGCAAUCCCACAGUACCAAUCAGGUGCCUCAACAAACUAUCCUUCCACCUGAGACACACCCGUUCCCACCCACCACCCAGCAACUCUCCACCCACUCCCCGCCUACGACACCCCAAACCCCAUCAAUUUCCACCACACAACCACAAUCUGAAUCCACACAACCACAGACAAACUGCCCACCUGCUGCUGCUACAGCGCCUCCCAGAGGAGAAAUCGUACCUUCACCUCAGAUAGCGCAACCAACUGAGACUGUUACACAAGCAGCCCCAAUUUCUGUUACUCCAACAACACAAUCGCCCUCCACUCCCAUCCCUGAUGAAUCCAACACGCCUCACUUACAGAGCAACGGUCUUUCGCAAUCUCCUGAACCAGAUAUCCCUAAACCUGCUUCGUCAUCCCCUGAAAGCCCUAACCACGAGAGUCCUGAACCCCCAGUUCCUGGAUUUGCAACUCUGGGCAGGAAGCUAAUGUUGGGUACUGAAACCUCAAUUCCAGCAGGACACAUGCAGAUGUGCCCCAAUAUGGACGCAAGCCCCAAUACGACUCCAACGUUCCCGGUUUCUCCAACAGGCUAUACCCCAUCUCCUCCACCAGGAUCCUAUUCAGGGUCUCCAGCUGUUGCCGUUCCACAACCUCCCCUUCCUGAGAAGCGUCGCCCAUCUGGCUUGUCAGGCUCACCCAAUGGAAGGUCAGGAACCCUCAGGGCGUCUUUAGGUCAACCGUCUUCUGGACAGCACCACGUUACGUUCUCCCCUUCAGUCGGGGAGCUUACCGUGCCUGGACAGGAAGAUGUUAGUGUGGAAGGCGAUGGUCGUGUCAGUGUGAAAUUUGUGCAGGACAGCUCGCGGUUUUGGUAUAAACCCGGCAUCUCCAGAGAGCAAGCUAUAGCAGCACUGAAGGAAAGAGAGCCAGGGGCUUUUCUCAUUCGAGACAGCAACUCUUUUCAGGGUGCUUACGGCCUGGCUUUGAAGGUGGCCAGCCCACCCCCCAACAUCAACAACCACAGCAGCAAAGGUGGUGAUCCUCUGGAUCAGCUGGUGAGACAUUUCCUGAUCGAGACCGGACCGAGAGGAGUAAAGAUCAAGGGCUGUCAGAAUGAGCCUUACUUUGGGAGUCUAUCAGCACUGGUGUAUCAGCAUUCCAUUACACCCAUCUCUCUGCCCUGUGCCCUCCGCAUCCCAGAGAAAGACCCAAUAGGAGACGUCCAAGAGGUUCAGCCUGCCAGUAAUAUGAGCACAGCUGCAGACCUUUUGAAACAGGGAGCAGCCUGUAAUGUGUUAUACCUGAACUCGGUAGAGACUGAGUCACUAACUGGACCCCAGGCCAUUGCGAAAGCAACAGGGGCCACAGUAUCACGUAACCCCCGGCCGUCUGCGACAGUGGUCCACUUUAAAGUGUCAGCGCAGGGCAUCACACUCACAGACAGCCAACGCAGGGUGUUCUUCAGAAGACAUUAUCCCAUCAACAGUGUGACAUACAGCAGUCUGGACCCACAGGACAGAAGGUGGACUAACACAGACAGCACGACCUCUAAAGUAUUCGGUUUUGUUGCCAAGAAGCCCGGGAGCGUGGCGGAAAACGUGUGCCACCUUUUCGCAGAGCUGGAUCCCGAACAGCCGGCGACUGCCAUCGUCAACUUUAUAAACAAGGUUAUGCUGGCACCACAGAGACGCUAGAGCUGUGGAGAUGAGGAGCAAAGAUGAUUUUCGGGCACACACUGCCUCAUGGUUUUAAGAUGGCUUUGCGCACCUUUGUUUAAAUGACGACUAAGUUUAAGGGCUUCAACACUGUCUUGAAUUUUGUUAUACCAAAACAAAUUUAAACCAAAACUUACAGAAUGUAACUACCAAGUAAACCGUCAUGAAGAGAUAUUUUUGCAUUUAAAGGAUGAGUUAAGCUCAUGUAGCACCAAGAUUGCAACAUGAUGGUGUGUUAGCAUCAAAACACAUACAUGUAUCUAUCUAUGAAGCACUGUUACUCUUCCCUGAAUAAAAUCAGUCUUGUAUAUAUACGCUAUUAGAUGCUAUGACAAUCAUCGGUAAAUAUAUCAAUGUCAGAUUGUGUUCAGUAAUUCGAUGUUUUACUGUAAGUUAUUGGUCAAAUAUUAUAUCAGCAGCCAUGUGCUACUAUCAGAAAAAGGAGUGCUGCAGUUUUUCAAUCUGGCCCACGGUGUCAGCGAAUGACAGCGAAAGUUACAAAGUGUUUGAGAUGGAGAUACAGACGGAGAACCAGACAUGGUGUAAUGAAAAGCUGAGCAGGAGUUCCAGUAUAAAGAGGAUUUUAAUGUCAUGUAGUGGAAGGCUGAUGGUUAUGUGAUUUAUUACGCAGAGAGAAUUUGGUUAACUUUUUAAAGUGCACUAUUAUAAAUAAAGCUUCAUAAAAGGUUCCUUCGGGCUAUAUGCUUCCAUCAAGAACCUUUCCACAAACACUUCCUUGUAGUGGAAAACCCAGGUCAAAAUAAAGUAUACUUGAAUGUACUAAAAAUAUACUUAAAGGUGCCAUAGAAUGUAAAAGUGUAUUUAUCUAGGCAUAGAUGAAUAAUAAGAAAUUCCGUACAUGGUAAUGACAUAUCGUAAGCCUUAGACAUGAUUGUUUUCUCAUUCUUAUGUAAACCUUGUGCAUGCUAAAGACAGCUGGAAAACAGAUAAAGUCUGUUUACACACACACAGAGCUACUGAAAUGAACUGCUCUAAUGCUGGAUUCACACCAAACGUGGUAGAGGCGGCAAAAAUUCGCACGUAGUUGGACGCUUGAACAUUUUGAGUUUAUUCACUUUGACUGUGGGUUCACAUCAGACGCGAGUUCAACGAUUUGCGCGAGUAGAUUACAUACAAAGUCAAUGCAAAGACGCGAUCAGACGCGUCCUUGCGUUUGGGCGAUGCGAAUGACGCAAUAUAGGUGGCGCGUUUGCCACAAACACACGUUAUUCGCCUCAAACGUUGCUUCGCCCAAGUUAAAAAUAUUCAACUCAAGCAAAAAAUUUGCAUGACACGAAGUUAAAUCCCGCGAGUAAUCUAGACCAGUAAUUCUUAAAGUGUGGUCCAAA
Misgurnus anguillicaudatus (oriental weatherfish) is the source of this 6509-nucleotide messenger RNA. The record is from RefSeq and is a predicted model, not a curated record. Lineage: Eukaryota; Metazoa; Chordata; Actinopteri; Cypriniformes; Cobitidae.